This is a messenger RNA of Folsomia candida, 1677 nucleotides long. RefSeq lists its product as uncharacterized. NCBI's taxonomy places the organism in Eukaryota, Metazoa, Arthropoda, Collembola, Entomobryomorpha, Isotomidae. The transcript is spliced from 6 exons. The record is from RefSeq and is a predicted model, not a curated record. Bases 1 to 1569 code for a protein of 522 amino acids.
AUGCAGCAGACCGGAUGUCUGAGGAAACGGAGGAGACGAGCAAUCACAAAAGUGAAAGGGCUAACCAUUCUGCCGUACGAUGAAGCGACCGACGAUUAUCGUGGUCUCGACAUUUACAACGAGAGUGCAGACUUUUUCACGGGGAAACAUUACGGACAGCGACGCUCUAAGGAUGCCACUAGUGUCACUAUCAGCAGAAUACGAGAAGCGCAACGAGCGGGCAGUAUCGCGUCUUCAACGAGAAUCACACGAGAUCCUACCUGGUACUCGGAGUAUGAUUUGGAUGACGAGGAAGACGAAGAAAUGGAGAGAAAAGCAGCGGAACAGUUUGGUCACAGGAUGUUCUCCGCCGUCUCGUCCAAAUUGUCCUAUGCAAUUCCAGAGAAAACAGAAUCUGCUUUAAAACGAAGAAUUUUCGUUGACUUUGGGGUAAUUUGGACCCUCCAAUCCUGGAUUCUUCUUGGCGUCUCGACCAUAUCGUUUCCCUGGACGUGGAAUCGUACUACUUUACGAAUCGAUAAGUGGUCCCCUCUGUGGGAACGGGCAUGGAGAAUAUCAUACAAUUUGGCGAUAACUCAAAUAAUUUUGCUAACAUUUUACCAAUUUUAUCAAUUUUUCCAAAAACUGGGAGAACCACAUGACACAUAUCGGGAGGUUUUCAUGAGUUUUAUGUCACUCUAUUGGUACAUUACCUGCUUAAACUUCAACUUUAACCUGUACUGCUAUCGGGACGCGACAAGGCAGUAUAUCAACUCGCUCUUUUUGAUGAAUGAGAAAUUAUGUGAACGUUACGUCGUGGACCUUGACGGCUACCAGGACGGCGGCAGAAUUUUGAUUAACGUUUCGUUUCCUUCCAAUUUAUGCGAACCAUUCGCCGCGGCGGCGUUAUUUCUAGUCCUGCCGUUUCAAAAGUGGUUCCUCUAUCAUUACAUUUAUCACGAGGACAACCCCUGGUACUGGUUGAUACCUGGGGCACUGCAAGAAUACGUACUGGUCGGACAGGUCAUCACGUCCUAUUUGCUCAUCUCUUGGACCACGAUUGCUCACACGAACAGUGUCGACUUUUGGUUAAAGGAAAUCCACAAAGGGGCCGACUCUGGACACACAAUUCCAGAAACAUCCGAACCUAGAACAGCGAUGGAAAUUUAUCGAAUUCUACAAAUUAUUUGUGCCAUGUUUAACGAUUGUAUUUCACCCAUGGGAAUUAUGAUGGUCAAAUUUAAUGUCCUCUUUGGCAUCGCGUCGUGUGGAUAUGUCCUCAUCCGAAGUAUGAAUCACCUCUUUAUCGAUGAAUUUCCCGGGAUAUUAAUGUACCCAAUUAGCGUGUUGGAUUGCGUUACGGCGGCAAUUGCGAUUCUUUCCAUGUCCGCGGAAAUGUACGAUUUGGGGUGUGGCUUCAUAGAUUCUUGGUCGAGAACGAAGCAAAAAGAUUUUAGGAGGGUCUUGCGGGCACUGCCGACGUUAAGGGUGAAAAUUGGGUGCUUCUAUUACAUCACGGUAGCGACGCUGCUGACUUUUUCGAAGACUGUGUUGGACCUCGUGGUAGAUGCGGUUAUGACAUUUCCAUAAUUUUUGGGGAAAUAAUCUAGAAAAAAUGAGAAAAAAUGAAUUGGAUUACACCGUUGGUGAAGGUGAACUACUUAUGUAUGUAAAUCUCAUUUCUAACAAAUAAAAAAA